UUACUUGCAUUAAAUUUAUUUUUAAUAUAAUUUAUUUAAAACCUAUUGAGUGGAUUUCUUAAAGUUUUAUCUUUGGGAUGUGAGAAAAAUGUGUGAUUGCAACGAGUUUUUACAUCUCCUUGCAUCUUAUGAAGCAAGACUUACAAGUAAUGAUUCCAAACACUUAGCAUUACUUAAAAGUGAAAUAGAAAUUAUAUUUGGCUAUACACAAUCUUGGCCACAAAGGCAAUGCAUGUGCAUAUACCGCGAUCAAAAGAACUUUGAAAGGUUUAAUUUAGUGAUUCAGUCCAUGAUAUGUUUUUCAGUAUACAAUCUUAAAAAACUACAAUCCAAGGAUUCCAAUUCUUCAGAUGAAGAGAAUCGUAAAAAGGAGGAAUUUUGUUAUAUGAAACAUGAAGAAAAGUGGAUUUUACCAGAAGUCGAAAAACUUUUAGUAUUAGUGUCCAAAACAUUUUUAUUAAACUUUCCCUUAUAUAUUGCAUACAAACAUGGUGUGCAUUCGCGUCUCGAUGAAAUUAGUACUGAAGAAGCUCAAAAUUUGAGUACAUUUUGUGAUUUGCAUGAUAAUGAGAUUCCAGCAUUUUUGUUAAGAAAUGUUGCAUUGUUUUGCAACAGUGGUGGGUUUCAAGCUAUGAUGUUGUGUUUUGAACAAUCAAAUUUGCCAGUAACAACAGCCCAUGCUAUUACUGCAACAGUUUCAAAUAUAAAACUGUGGUUAAAUUACCGUUGCAUUCUACAGUUAUUUUUACCUUUACGUAGUAGUGUCUUGCAUUACAUGUGUAAGUUAUCAGAUCAAGAUUUAAGAUCACCUGCUACACGUUCAAUGGCUGAUUUUGUAUGGUCUGCAAUUAGAGAUCCACUAGAUUCUUCAAUUAAUUUUGAUGUUGAAGGUCUUGCCUUGGCUUAUAAAUACUUUACUUCAAGUACUUUGACAAUGAGAUUAGCAGGAAUGGCUCAAAUAAAUGCUCAUAUUAAUUUGUUUAAUGAAAUUUGCACAACGGAAACAGUUGGUGAAGUUGAAGUAGUUGGACAAAAAUUGGGUGACUGGUUAACUGAAAAUCAAAUAAUACAACAUUUAUUUGGACCAAAUCUGCAUGUUGAAGUUAUUAAACAAUCCCAUAUAGUUCUUAAUUUUUUGGCUGUUGAGAAUCAAAUAACUGAGGACCAUAUCAAUUUAAUAUGGCAAGCAGCACAACUCAAACACUGUUCAAAACCGGUAUAUGAUAUUCUUCCAUCAUUAGUUAAAAAUUUAGCGCCCCGACCUGCAAUGCAUUUAUAUUCACUGUUGUGUCGUCUUGACCCGAAAGAACAUACUGAGCAAAGUAUUUAUAUCAUAUCAGCGUUAACAAAGUUAAUUUGGUCGCGUGACGGUGUCAGAUCUCAACUUGAUUUGCCAACUGAUAACCUAGCGCAGAAUACUGUAGUUGCAAUUAGUUCCGAAAAUAGUGUUAGUAUUGACGGCAGUAAUACCGAAGAAGAUCAACAAGAUGAUGAUAGCUCUUCAGUUAGUCAUAAAAGUCACAUGGAUUUAGAAGGAAAUGAUUGCUCCGAUUUUGGGGCACCCCCUUGCAAACAAGCAAGACGGAAACAUCAUGGUUGCUCUAAUGCUGAAGAAAUAAAUAAAGCAAAACAACAUAUUGCGGAAGAAAUAGCUAAUGUGAAAGCAAAAAAUUCAUCUCCAAUUCAGUUAAAAGGAAGACGUCUCUCUAAUUUGGAAGAAAACACAAGUAGUGAUGAAGAUUGUGUUCAGGCUGAGGAUGUUGCAAGAAAAAAAAUACGUAAACGUCGAAAAAACAACAAUGCACAUCUCACUCGUUUAGCUCAUGAAUUCGUUGAAGCAAUAUGGGAUGCAGAAUCUCAUAGCGAUGGAGAAGUCGGCAUAGUAGACUCAGAUUGCAGUGAUCCAUCCCAAAUACAACGAGUUUUAAGUAUUCACAAUGCUCCAGACGGUCCUUUUAUACGAGCUAUUGCUGAUACUCAUCUAAACGAAUUAUUAAGUGGUGGAGAAAAUGAUGAAAGCUAUUCAUCGCCAAUGAGUAACAAAUCUGAAAAGAAUAUGGCAGACUUUGAUGAUGAUGAUUCUCCUUGUGAGGAGGAAUUAGCUCAACUAGUUAGCAAGAAUCACAAUUGUUUACCAUCAUUUACAAUGCCUAUCGCAAUUCGAGAUAAUCCAAAUGGCAGUGGUAGUAGUACAAGUGGUGCUACUGGCAAUAAUAUAACUGGAAAUUCAAGUGGUGCUACUCAUGACGAAUCAAAUAGUGAUAAAAAUCGAAAUAGAAAUAGAAAAAAUACCCCUACAUCAGGAGCCAAAAUUGAAGAAAUUAAUGCAGUCCCUGCAAAUGCUGCAAAUACAUCAGGAAUUAGUUCAGUAACUUCGAAAGAAGAAAAUGUUCCAAUAUUUAAAAUUAUGGAUGUUUGCAAACCAGGAAACACCUUAUUGUGGGACCUACUUCAAGAUGAUAAAAUUGGUCAACUUGGAGAGUCAUUAGCUAUGGAAGCAGAAAAGGCUUUAGGUGCUUUGUUGUGUUUCAGUAUGAAUAAGUUAUUACGUACUAAGUUUAUUGAAGGUUGUUUACAAAAUUUAGCUGCAAAUCGUACUGUUAUAGUUAGUUUACGUUUAUUACCAAAAUUGUUUGCAUCAUUUCAACAAUUUCGCUCUUCGGACACACAUCAGUUGACGAUGUGGGCUGAAAGGCAGCAUAAGAUGAUGUUUCACUUUUUUAAUAAUAUAAAAUUUUAUGCUAAUUCAAUGAAAAACAAUAAUGAGGGACAAGUUCUAAAAGAAAACGGUCAGCCAAUGUAUUCUCAUAUAACACAAGUUCAAGUUAGACUGCAGUUUUUAACAUCUCUAUUUAGUUGUCUUGGAUCGCCGAAAUCAUUUAGAUUAAGUUUAGAACAAGUUGACGCUUUAUGGGAUUGGUUAGCAAAUGAUAUAGAAUGCGCCGAUUGUUUAUUUGCAUGGUUACAAGUUCAAGCAAAAGGCAUUGAGCAACAUGCUCUCGGCAUAGAAACAUUACAACACUUAUAUUUAAAAAAAUUGCCAGAACUAAAACCAGAAGGAAUUUCUAUGGUAGCUUUAGGUUUAUUUCAGCAAUUAUGUAGUUUAGCACGCCUAGCUAUAGCGCAUUAUGAGAAACAAUCUGGUGUAGGUGCGGAUGAAUCAACUGCUUCGGCUGCUAAUAUUGUUGGCAUGAAUCACCUGUGGAAAAUAGCUUUAAGAGCUCACAACACGGAAGUAUCACUAGCGGCAAUUCAGUAUAUUAAUUCUUUUUAUAUGGGACAGCAAUUAAAGCUAGAAAAAGAAUUUGUUGCACAAUGUAUGGAUCAUUUAAUUCAAGCAGCUGAAGACUUAAAAGCCUCAGAUAAUCAAGACCAUGCUCUUAUGUGUGUCCAAAGAGCUUUAAUGCUGUUAAAUACACAUUUGGAAACAUUUAGAAGAAGAUAUGCUUUUCAUUUAAGGCGUUGGGCUCUCGAAGGUAAAGGGAUUGGUUCUCAUAGUAACUUGAGAAAUGAAGGAUCCGGACCACCAAUAAGGAUAAUUUUGCAACCAGCUGGAUUAUCUGAAAAAUCUGUGUUGCAUAUGCACGCGUGUGAUUUAAUUGCCGAGCUUAAGGCAGAAAUUUCUAAGUGGUGGGAAACAUUGCAAGGUGGAGCAAAAACUGCUGGCGUGUCAGCUCCGGUCUUAGGUUUAUUACUUAGCGAAGGGCCGCUUAGAAUUAUAACUCAAGGUCAAGAGUUAACUUCAGAGUAUGAUGAAAGGAGUUUGGGUGAUGUUGGUUUUAAGGACAACCAGAUCAUAUACGUUUCCCUUGGUGGAAGAGGAGCUCGCCGAAAGGAACCACUCGAUCAUCCAACAUUACAACCACCUCCACCAAAGGAAUGUCUACCAACCGUUUUACUAUUGCAACCAAAAUACUUAGAAGAAUUAUUUCGUUUGAUGCAAACUUUAGGUGACAUGAAAAUGCAAGGAAAAUGUACAAAUUUCCAACCUCACAUAAAAGCACAAAUUUUAUCCCGUCGAAUUUGGGAUAUACUUGCAAUUCUUCCAACAGACCCAAAUUUAUUAGAAUCUUUUAAAAAUUUACAUAAGGAUUUACAGGCUGUGCAAACAAUUCGCGGCGAAGGUAAUAUGUCUACGGAUUAUGUCGACCUAGAUUCUUCAAGCUGUGAAUCUGAUGAUAAAAAUCCCGGUGAUCGCUUAAAACAAAAAAUUGCGGAACUAUUAGAUCCAAAUAAUUUACAAAAAUUUAUGUACUCGCUAUAUAUCGUAGAAACCUUAGCUUUGAAAACAAAACAACAGCAAGGAUGUUGUGGAAAUUCGGCAGGAAAUAAUGAACAUUCAAGUUUCAAAUUAAUACAACCUAAAAUUGUUCAACGUGGCAGUAAUUCUGGAUCUGCUAAAACGAAGAGGACCCUUAAAAAGUCAUCGUCAGAUGAAGCUGAAAAAUCAGGUGAAGAUCAAAAGAAAAAAUCUUCAAGUGAUGAUAAAAUUGAUAGUAUUGAAAAAAAGGAAAACAAAGGUUGUUCUACGUUAAAAGAUUCGGAAGAUGAGUCAAUCAAAGAUUCUUCUAUCAAUAAAAUUACUCAGGAAGAAAAUAAAGAAAAUGUGAAUAUCGAUUUGGGAGAGUCGUCGUCCAUAGAAUUCAAGGAAGAAACUCAUAGUCGGCUUCGUUGGAAUGAAGUUUUCAUUAAAUGUGGUGGAAUGCAACAUUUAUUCGAUAUAUUUAUUUCGGGGCUUUUGCAAAAUAGUUAUCAUUCUGAAGAUAAAUAUAACGAAUGGCGUCACGAUUGUUUAGCUAGUUUACUUAGAAUUAUUUGUAUUUUGGGAUUUGAAGAACUUAAACCGGAUGAUAUGCUGUUAGUUAUACCAAAACCCCAUUCAUUUAUGCUAGAAAUGAUGGAGGUAGACGGAACACUAAAACGUCUCGCAUCUAUUUUGCAUGAUGAGUCUGCUCAUCAACAUAGUUUGAAUCAAUUGCAAUUAAGAACUGGUUUUUGGGGUCGAGCCCAAGUAGUUCAAUUUGUAAUGAAUAUUUUAGUUAGUUUUGUUCAUGCAUCAAAAUUAGCUAGAGAACUAUUAUGGUCCAAGCAAGAGUACUCGGGAUGGUUGCAAAAAUUUAUUUUAGAUGAUCCUGAACCUGCAGUUCGACGUGAAAUUUGUGCCGGGGUUUACCGUAUUUGUUUGGGUAACUCAAAAACUUUUCCAGAUUUAUUAGGACCUCUUUUGCAAAAAUUGGUCUCGUAUUUGCCUAUCGCGGAAAAAAUGACCUCACAUUGUUAUUCCGGAUCUGCAGCCCAACAUAUUGUUUCUGCUCAUCACGAAGAAGGAAAAGAGCCGUAUGGUCCAGCUUGCCGCGAUUAUUUUUGGUUACUUUCUAGGCUUGUAGACACAUUGUCACCCGAUAUGAUAAAAGAAUGUUUCGACGAUUCUUCACAUAAUUCUUUAGAUAUUGAACGGCUUUGUUGCAAUUUAACCAAAAGUAUUCUUGAUAGGGAUUUUUAUGAAACUCGACAUGGUUUACAAGAUGAUGGUUUAGUGGGACUUCUAAAUUUAAUGACAAAUUUAAUAAAAUAUGAUCCCCCAUAUAAAUACAGCCAACAGGCGCAAACAUUUAUAGAUAAGAUUUUUUUAUUUUUAUUUGAUUUACCAUCACCCGCAGAUCGUCAAAAACCAAAAUGCAAGUCACAAGCCUCUCGAGCUGCUGCUUAUGAUUUACUUGUAGAACUAUGUAAGAACGCUCCACAUAAUUAUCAAAUAUUGCAUAAAAAGCUAUUGGAACAACAUCGUCCUGGACCACAUCCGCCAUACCCUUGGGAUUAUUGGCCUCGUGAUGAUGGACGCAGUGAAUGUGGCUAUGUAGGUUUAACAAAUUUAGGUGCAACUUGUUAUAUGGCUUCAUGUGUUCAGCAUCUUUAUAUGAUGCCCCAAGCCCGUAGAGCUAUUUUAAGCGUUCCACCACAAAUGGCAAAAAAACAUGCUCCAACAUUACAUGAAUUACAACGAAUGUUUGCUUACUUAUUAGAAUCAGAACGAAAAUCGUAUAAUCCAAGAUCCUUUUGUCGUGUAUAUCAAAUGGACCAUCAACCAUUAAACACCGGUGAACAAAAAGAUAUGGCGGAAUUUUUCAUAGAUUUAGUUUCUAAAUUGGAAGAAAUGACGCCAGAGCUAAAAACACUUGUUAAAAAAUUAUUUUCUGGUACUCAAAGCAAUAAUGUGGUUUCGUUAGAUUGCGGCCAUGUUAGUCGUACGGCCGAAGAAUUUUAUACAGUACGUUGCCAAGUCGCAGAUAUGCGAAAUUUACAAGAAUCUUUAGACGAGGUAACUGUCAAAGACACUUUAGAAGGUGAUAAUAUGUACACAUGCUCGCAGUGUGGAAAAAAAGUGAGAGCAGAAAAAAGAGCAUGCUUUAAAAAAUUACCUCAAAUUUUGUGUUUUAAUACUAUGCGAUACACUUUCAAUAUGUUGACAAUGCUAAAAGAGAAAGUAAACACACAUUUCUCUUUUCCAAUGCGGUUAGAUAUGUCGGAUUAUGUUGAAAAAACUCUGAUGCCUCAACAAUAUCAAGAGGAUAAAAGGCGAAAACGUGAGCGAAAGCUGAGUGAAAAAUUACUGAAAGAAGUUGAAAAAGAAAAUACUGAUUCAAAAAUGAAAAGCAAUGGAAUACCAGAUGAAAGUGAAGAUGAUGACGAUGAACAAAGUGGAUAUUAUGAAUACGAUUUGGUAGGAAUAACAGUUCAUACAGGAACUGCUGAUGGUGGCCACUAUUACAGUUUUAUCAAGGAAAGAAAUGAAACAAAUACUAUUCAACAACAGAAUAAUCCACAUCAUCAGGAGAAAUGGUUUUUAUUUAAUGAUGCGGAAGUCAAACCUUUCGAUCCAUCACAAAUCGCAUCUGAAUGCUUCGGUGGCGAAAUGACCAGCAAAACUUACGAUUCCGUUACCGAAAAAUAUUUAGAUUUUAGUUUUGAAAAAACAAAUUCAGCUUAUAUGCUCUUUUAUGAACGUCGAAUAUCAUUGGAUCGCAAACAAAGCCAUCAAAACACUGACUUUGUUAACUGUAAGGCAACAACAAGUACUGCUGCCGAUAAUCAAUCCAAUUCAAUUAUAGACAUACAACAUGAGACUGAAAAUAAUAAAUUAACCAACAUGCAAAAAGUUAAUAGUAAUUUAGGUGAAAAUGUUUGUGAUAUAGAUGUUAGCAAUAAAAGUAAUGAAAAUAAAGCAAACACAACUCAAUGUGGCAAUAGUAAUGCAAAUUCUAUAUUAAAUUCUAACCAAAUAUGCGGAUUAUCAUCGAUAGCAGUAACAGCAUCAACAUCAACAUCAUCAACAUCCUCGUCGUGUUCUUUAUCCCCAAGUACAUCGCAGCAGCAACAGCAACAACAAAAAUUACCUUUGUUACAAAGUAGUGAUAGAAAUGCCGUAAAUGACCCAAACAGAAUAACAUUAAGUAAAGAGCUAGAAGACUGGAUAUGGCAAGAUAAUAAACAAUUUUUGCAAGAUAAGAACAUAUUCGAACAUACAUAUUUUAAUUUUAUGUGGCAAAUAUGUGGUCACAUUCCGCAAACGCUAUUGAUGCAGACUGAUGUUACGUGUAUGGCAGCUCAGUUAUCUGUGUCAUUCUUUAUAGAAACUUUUAUUCACGCUAAAGAAAAACCAACGAUGGUAUUAUGGGUGGAGCUUUUGACAAAGCAAUUUAAUGCUAGUCAAGAAGCUUGUGAAUGGUUUUUAACACAUAUGUCAGCGGAACCAUGGUGGCCAGUUCAAGUAUUAAUUCAGUGCCCAAAUCAAAUGGUACGACAAAUGUUUCAACGUUUAGUUAUUCAUGUGAUUCAGCGAUUAAGGCCAUCUCAUUAUACUUUGUAUUUAAAAACUGAUUCUGGAGACGAUGGGAAAGAUAGUAUUGGAAAUCAUUCAUGUACAACAAAAUUCAUUAAAUCUUUAAUACAUCUGAUGGAGCAUGGAGCGAAACCCCAUCUUCGCCAUCUUUCAGAAUUUUUUGGGCUACUUUAUGAAUUUUCUAGAAUGGGAGACGAAGAAGCAUUAUUUUUGUUAAGAAUAAACGUUAUUCGCAGUGUUGCUGAUUUCUAUUUAGGAAAUAAAAACCAAGAUUGCCUCGAUUCUGGAUCUGGAGAUGAUGAAAAUUCCUCUGACGAAGCUCUUUCAAUUGAUAAAGCACGUCCAGCAUCUUUGGAUAAAAUGAUUGCUUUAGUAGCAUCACUUGUUGAAAGAUCCAGAGGGCCAGAUUUUCGUUUACACUUAUCACCCAAAGACUAUAAUGCCAUUGCUGGAGGAAAAGGAUUUCCAUUUCUUUACCAACAAAUUCGGGACAAUAUUAAUCCGCAUCAAACGAGACACUUGAUUCAUGCUUUAUGCCGUUGGGAUGAAAGAUUAGCAAAUCAAAUAAUAACUAUGCUUUUUGCAUCAGUCACUAAACAUACUGAGCUAUGUGGACCAUUUUUUAAACUUUUAACUUUAUUGACGGAAACCCAGGGGGGGCCGUCAGGGUUACCGUGUUUUUCUCAAUUAGUUCUUCAAAGAGUUUGGGAUGCAGCAGAAUAUUGUCCACAAUCAGCUUUGGAUUGGUUAGCUGUACAAGCACCUCGCAACAAAAUAAUACACGCAUGGAUUUUACAAAGUGCAGAAAGUUGGGUUGAGCAAUUUUUAAUGGCGCAUAAUAACUCCCGAGUUCGUAAUGCGGCUUCAUUUUUGCUUGUAUCACUUGUUCCAUCACAAUCUUUUCGCACUAAUUAUCGCUCUCAUUCUUUACAUAAAUUGGUUUCCAAUGCACAACACCGGGAGUUGAAUAGUGAUGCACAAAUUAUCUUACAUAAUAUAAUUAAUCUUCUUUUGAGAUUACUAAGAGCUGCGAGAGUAUAUACAGAUAUUGGAAUUCAUGGAACAGCGAAGCUCACGGCCUAUUUCACUUUAUUAACAUAUUGUAUGGUUACGAAAGUUGAAAAAUUAAUGUUAGGACCGUACAUGCGUGCAUUAUGGGAUUUAUUUCAUCCACGUUUGUCUGAACCAAGUGUGCCAGCACAUCAUAAUAAGCAUGCUUUGUUAGCAUUCUGGCACCAUGCAAUAACUGACUGCCCAGAAAACGCUCAAAUUGUGGCAAAUUGUCCUGAAAUAACCAGAAAUAUCGCAUUUAAUUAUAUAUUAGCUGACCACGAUGAUUCUGAAAUUGUGGCAUAUAACCGAGCAAUGUUACCAGCAUACUAUGGUUUAUUAAGACUAUGCUGCCAACAGAGUAGGGCUCUUACAAGGCAAUUAGCUGCGCAUCAAAAUUUACAAUGGGCAUUUAAAAAUAUAACACCACAUCCAACACAGUAUUCAGCAGCUGUUGAUGAAUUGUUUCGCUUGAUGACAUUAUUUGCAGCAAGGCAUCCAGACUCAUCUGAACAAGAACAACAUGAGAUCAAUAGUUUCCGUAGGACAACAUUGUCAGCUUACUUAUCCAGUUUAGACGGUAGAGUAUCUUGGGGAACGUUAAUAAGUGCACUAAGAAUUUUAGUUGAUAACGAUGAAGAUCGACUUUUUGUUGUAUACAAUGGAGGAAUUGAAAUGUGCUUUGACGCUCUGCACACUUUACAUUCCAUGUAUCAUGAAGCUACAGCAUGUCACGUGGCUGGUGAUUUACAAGAAUUAUUAACUGAAUUAUUAUUAUUAGUUAGUGCCCUACGCUUAAGCUGCCGUAUGUCAGAUGCAAAAACAAAAAUGCCACAGCAGCAACCACAACAGCCGAAAAACUCGCAAUUGCAAAAUUCUCAACAGCCGCAACAGCAAGCAUCUACGCAAUCGGCUUCUGCGAAUAGUGCAGUAUCCUUGGCCGCAAGUGCUAGUUUGACACCUAAUAUCAAAGGCUUACCUGAGGCUGUAAAACGUUUGGCAACUUUUCUGAACACGUAUAAUCCACCAGAAAUUCGUAAUCUAACAUUAGAUGUUCUGAAAGAAAUGGUCCGCAAUCCAAGUUUAGAUGUCACUAGCAUUUUAGCUCCAAUAUUCACACACUGUCAUUAUUCAGCACAAAAUUCGCCAAAUUCGAUUGGCCCUUUAGGACCGUAUUUUCCACGGCGUGGAGCUAAAACACCAUGGCCAACGGUAUCAAAAAAUACACCGAGACCCCCAAGGCCCAUGGUACAAAUGAGUAUACCACAGAAUCAAAUUAUCCAAAAGGGUAUCGAUAAGGAAUAUGAUUGUCAUUUGGAGGCUUUUUAUCGGCCGUAUCAUGAUUUUUUGGAUGUUAUGAUGCGAAUGGCUGUGAACACAAAUCAGUUAAAUGAAUUAUUAGUCAAACUAAGCUGUUUAGCUGCUAUAGAGGCUGCCCCAUUGCAUUUUAAUUUAUUUCCCAAAUUUUGGGUAGGAAUAUUUAGUAACAAAAGCACAAACAAAUAUGUCGAACUUUUAGUUAACACUCCAGUUUUAGUCGAAUAUGUUGAUAUAUUGUUAAGAGAUGAGAGAGUUUCGUUAAAUGAUCCGAUUAUUAGAAAUUUCUUAGAAAUUUAUUAUCCAAAAGUAGAAUCGGUAACAACACGUCUAGCAAUAUCACGUUUGCUAUAUGCUAUCAGCUACACAUUACACACGAAAGAUGAUUUAGAUGAUUUAUGCGGUGAUUUAUACGCAAUUCGAAUAAUUGCUCAGGCAACUGGAAUUCCUCUGUCUGUAAGAAAACAACUGAGAACUGCGUUAAAAGUAGCAUUGGUUAAGAAUCAAGUUGAGAUCUAUGAUAGAGCAGAAGAAUUAAUACCACCCAAAAAGAAAGUUAAAAUGUCACCAGUUGAAUCGUCAAGUAGUAGUAAUGCCGGUGCAAAAAUUGAACAAAAAGCAGAUGGUGAGCCUGAAAGUACAGUCUCUGAAGGAAAAACUUCAGGACAACUUUCUUCAGCCAAAAAAAAUGAUAAAGCUGAUAAUAAAGCUAAUGAAGAUAAUAUGAUAACAUCAUCACCAAAUGAUAAAAGUAGUAAACUUAAUCUAGAAAAUAGUACGGAAUCAAAGCAUAAUAAUAAUGCUGAUAGCCCUAUAUCACCAAUUGAAGAUCAACAUUCUUCACCGUCUGUUUCAGAGGAUGUAUUAAAACAAACUCUAAGUAAUAAAGAAGAAGAAAAUACAUCAGCCGCUAGAACGUCAACGCCACCAGCACCGAAUUCUGUGACUAAUAAAAGUAAAAUAAAUGAUAAAUAUAUUGAAGAAUUAGAAAAAGAAAAAUGUUAUUUGAAAACAAUUGAAAGUUUUAUAAAAGCUAUAUUAGAAUUAUUACAAGAUGAAGAUGAUGAAGAUUCAUCACAACCAUCAUCAUCUUCAUCUUCUUCAGGUUCGCAUAAUUCAUUUAGCGCACAAGCUAGCCCAUCGUUAAGGGCAUCCAAUUCUCCUAUUAUAUCUGUGACAUCAGCUACUGGAGCAGCGCCAUCUACACCAGUUGAAGAAUAAAAUAAUGCUGGAAGUUAUAGGAAAAAAACAAUGUGUGCGUUGAUAUAUAGCGGUGUUAUUUAAAACCGAACUUAAUCAAAAAUUAAUUCACAAUGUAAAAAUUAAAAAUUAUUUUUUAUAUUUUAAAUGAAAAUAUAAAAAUUAAAAAAAAAAAUUAUACAGGGUCACGAAAACCAAUUUAGACAUUGAGAAUUUUUGUACAGAAAGGAGUGUUAUUGGAUCACAAAAAAAAUGUUUAAAAAUAAUAAAAAGAAAACACUCUUAAUUUCUCAACUUAAAAUUAUUUUUAGUAAACAAUUUUUCACCUAACACAAUUGGUAGAAAACUGAAAAUUCAGAAAAUCGAAAAUGGCUCAGUGGAUCUAAGCGCAUUAAAUUUGUUUUAAACUAUUAUUGCUUCAGCUUCUUCUGUAUAUUACUUCAUAUAUAAAUUUAUUAAAAGUUAAAACAUUUAUUUUCCUAAUUUCAAUAGAACAGGUUUUUUUUUUCUUUUUGAUAACAUAUUCAAUAAUAUAUGACUGUGUAUAAUAAAAGUGAAUAUAAUUUUAAGAAAAUUACAUAAAAAAAGAAAGAAAGAAUUUCUUAAAAAUUUAUGUAUUUAUUGUUUUUUGAGUUAAUUUUUUUUUUCAUAAUUUUAAGAUUAGUAAGGUUCAUCCAAGUUUGUAAAACAUAAUUAAAAAAUUGAUCUAAUUAUUACAUUAUAUUAAACCUAUUAAUCCUGAAGCACUCCUUUAUUUAUAAUUCCUAUUAAUGAAAAAAAGUAAAUAAAAUUAAAAAGUAUAAUAAAAUAAAAAAA
Condylostylus longicornis is the source of this 12223-nucleotide messenger RNA. It is a transcript of the gene puf, whose product is annotated as ubiquitin carboxyl-terminal hydrolase puf. NCBI's taxonomy places the organism in Eukaryota, Metazoa, Arthropoda, Insecta, Diptera, Dolichopodidae. Bases 89 to 11428 code for a protein of 3779 amino acids. Gene Ontology annotation, molecular function: cysteine-type deubiquitinase activity; cysteine-type endopeptidase activity. Gene Ontology annotation, cellular component: nucleus; cytosol. The transcript is spliced from 25 exons. Gene Ontology annotation, biological process: protein deubiquitination. The record is from RefSeq and is a predicted model, not a curated record.